AUGAAUGCGAAAACCGAAUUUCCCUUCUUCUACUCACCCUGUCCCACUAAAGACGAAAUUUUCACCGACUAUGUUGAAAGAGAGCACAACAACAACGCCAACAGCAGAAUGUUUUGUCCAAAUCCCGCCCCUUGGAUUCCACCACCAGCCAAAACUACUAAAGCACCUCAACCAUCGAAAGUCGUCAAAACUUUUGAAAUCAGCCGAAAUCGACGGAGCAAGAGUUGGGAUGAACCGGAAAAAGAAGAACGAAAUGAAGAAAUAAAGGAAAAGGGAACUAUAAAGGUAAAAAACAACUCCGGCAAUAGCAGCAACUGGUCGCAGAUGCGACGAUGGGUGAGCGACAUCGACCGGUCCAUUGAAAACCUAUCAAACAGCGUUCGUGGCCUCCUAAAGGAAGGAAACGCGGAGGACAAAGAACAAAUCCUCUUCCACCACACACCAGUUAAGGACAGAACUACCUAUGAGGGGGAACCAGCCAGAGUGCAACAUCUUCCAGUAAAGGAGAACAGUAGCCAUGGCAUCGAAAGCACCGCGAUCGAUCGCCUAACAGGGGAACUUAAAAGAGCACGUGACGAGCUACACCAGGCAGAGACAAGACAGGCCUCCCUAGAGGCGCUAAAAUCGCAUCUCCAACUGCAGCUACGUCAACGGUCGGCCCAGUGUGAACGAAUGACGGCACAAAUGCGAAACUCAGCUUCAAAAACUCGACAAACGGUGGUUCAGUUGACACAAGAGUUGGCAGCAGCAGAUGCGAGGAUUCACGAGUUGAUGCGACAACGUGAGCUGCUAAAACACGCCGCAAAGGGUCAGAAACGGAGAGCUAUGAAGGCGGAGGCAGAAAUUGCCAGGAUGAAGAGGCAGGAGGUGGGCAAUGGAAACAAAGGCGAUCCCGGGGAAGAUACAACGAAGGCUAUUGCUCAAUUGGAGGAGGACAACAAACGACUUCGUGAUCUGACAAGUGGUUAUGAGGACCGAUUGGCGGUGACAGAAAAGGAGGUGGAAAACCUGCGUGAAAGACUGGCUCAAACUGAAUCUCGAAUCACCGAGUCUGUGAGUAAAGCGAAGACUGAGAAUGCUGAAACGGAAAAGGUAUUCCCUGAGCCACCAACGCAGAUCGAAUUGUCCAAACCACAAACCCCUUCGACAGAUACAACAGCACGACUAGAGUUGACAAUUCAAGAGUUGAGAAACCAGCUGGCUCAGUCAGAUGCAUCGAAUCGAAAUCUGCAGGCCUAUCUCUCCUUCCUGAAACGAUCCUACAACUGCAUUUUUGAAGCGGACGAUCUUGAUAAAGGCGCUCACAUGGCGACGACAACUACGGCUGUUGUUUCCGUGACACCAGAGGUCCGCGCUUCUGACGACACUACUGCGGUGGUUGCUGAAUAA
This is a messenger RNA of Echinococcus granulosus, 1389 nucleotides long. Its product is annotated as Outer dense fiber protein 2. The record is from RefSeq and is a predicted model, not a curated record. The transcript is spliced from 10 exons. Lineage: Eukaryota; Metazoa; Platyhelminthes; Cestoda; Cyclophyllidea; Taeniidae. Bases 1 to 1389 code for a protein of 462 amino acids.